This is a messenger RNA of Suillus plorans, 1440 nucleotides long. RefSeq lists its product as uncharacterized. The transcript has 14 exons. Bases 1 to 1440 code for a protein of 479 amino acids. NCBI's taxonomy places the organism in Eukaryota, Fungi, Basidiomycota, Agaricomycetes, Boletales, Suillaceae. The record is from RefSeq and is a predicted model, not a curated record.
AUGUGGCAGCUUGAGCUGCAGCUCUGGCUUACAGACAGCCAAAGGUUGAGAAUCUGCCCAGUUAGUCGGGCCAUCCGAUUUGUUCAUGGAUCAAGUCAAUUUUCCCAGGCUGGGGUAGUAGUCAAUAGAAGGGGACCGGCUGGGGUAAUAGUCAAUAGAAGGGACUGGUGGCCCAGAGGGAUACAGAAGAAGUAUACAUUAAUACAUUGGGCCAGGAUUGACAAAUCUCCGUAUUAUACAAGUGAACGGACGUACAUAAUAUCCCGUAUGAUACAGGCCAAUGGACCAUGGGCCGAUGGUAAAAAUAUCCUCGACUAUGACAGAUGGGCCGGGAGGGAUAUUAUUCUCGAUGGAGACGGAUGGGCCAAGGUAGUUGGAUAUUAUGUAGAUGGGUGUACCAAGGUAGAUGGGUGGGCCGAGGUUGUUAUAUCAUAUAUUAUAUUACACAGAACAUUUGAAAAACAUAGAAAAAUGAGGGGAAAUUUCUAUCUUCUCAAUCAAUGUUUUUUGGAUGUUUGGUGGAGGAAAAUGGGAAAAUGCCUGCAGUGUGAGGGUGUUAUAUCAUAUAUUAUAUUAGACGGGUGGGCUGAGUGUGAAUGUGAAACCGAUUCUGAACAGUCAUUUGAUCAUUCAAAUAAUGAAGAGAAAGAGGAGAAGUUGCUUGAGAGAUGUCCUCCUGGCCAUGAGGGGACAAAGUUGGUCGACAUACCCACCACAAUUCUCAAUGUAUCCGGUACCAUCAUCACAUGGUACCUCCCAGACACCCUGACAGCUGCAACCCAGAGGAAAAUUUGGGCAGCCACCGAUCUGCUCACUCCAGAUCUGGAAAAAGUCUCUGAAGAUGUUGGCUUAACUCCCGGGUGCAUGAAAUUAUCUCCAGCGUGGUUUCAACAGGGGCACGAGAAUCUGUCAGAUCCAGAGGUAUCUGCAUCAUUGAAGGGACCAUUCAGUGAGAAAAUCCUCAAAGCCAUUGCGAGGCCAACAGCCAUCACAUCAGCGGCAUUCAGGGUGAUGCAUCCGGAGCAGUACUGGGCAGGGUUACGAGCCUUUGCAGGCCUUGGAGAAAAGGCAGAAAGCAAGGAACUGCCACAGAUGUCUGAGACCCUCCAGUACUGGGCAUCCGUGUUUAACUCCCUCUCCAUCAUUUCCAAUUGGCAAACCCCAAAUCAUCGAGACCAUUUAUCCAUUCCGGAAUGCUUCGAUAUUCUCACCACUGUGGGGAAUUAUUCCAAUGCUCACAUUAGUAUGCCAAGCCUUCAGCUGGAGUUCAGAUACAAUCCUGGCUGUAUGGUUGCAUUUUUUUCCGGAAGGAUUGUUAGACAUGGGGUUCAUGAAGUGGAAGGGGAUCAGGUUGCAUGGGCAUGGUAUAUGAGGGAUUCUGUUCAUAUUUGUGCCGGGGUUCCCUCAUGUGGAUGGGCUAGGGUGGAUUGCCCACCCUGA